Messenger RNA from Dipodomys ordii (Ord's kangaroo rat), 5321 nucleotides. It is a transcript of the gene Tcaf1, whose product is annotated as TRPM8 channel-associated factor 1. The record is from RefSeq and is a predicted model, not a curated record. Lineage: Eukaryota; Metazoa; Chordata; Mammalia; Rodentia; Heteromyidae. Gene Ontology annotation, biological process: positive regulation of anion channel activity. Bases 12 to 2771 code for a protein of 919 amino acids. The transcript is spliced from 8 exons.
CAAACAGAGCCAUGGCGACUCCCUCGGCUGCCUUUGAGGCCCUUAUGAAUGGAGUGACAAGCUGGGACCUUCCUGAAGAUGCCAUCCCUUGUGAACUGCUUCUAAUCGGAGAGGCCUCAUUUCCUGUCAUGGUGAAUGACAUGGGCCAGGUGCUCAUUGCUGCCUCCUCCUACGGUCGAGGCCGCCUGGUGGUGGUAUCCCAUGAGGACUACUUGGCUGAAACCCAGCUCACUCCCUUUCUCAUCAAUGCUGUGGGGUGGCUUCGUUCCUCCCCUGGGGCCCCCAUUGGUAUACACCCAUCUGUGGCACCUUUGGUCAAAAUCCUGGAGGGCGCUGGAGUAGAGUCCAAGAUUGAACCGGAAGUGAAUGACUCCCUGGGGGUUUACUGCAUUGAUGCCUACAAUGAAACCAUGACUGAAAAGCUGGUCCAGUUCAUGAAACGUGGAGGAGGCUUGCUCAUGGGAGGCCAAGCCUGGGACUGGGCCAACCAGGGUGAAGAUGAAAGAGUUCUGUUCACCUUUCCGGGGAACCUGGUCACCAGUGUGGCUGGCGUGUACUUCACCGACAACAAAGGAGACACAAGUUUCUUCAAAGUCUCCAAGAAGAUGCCCAAAAUCCCAGUCUUAGUUAGUUGUGAAGACGACCUCUCUGAGGACAGAGACGAGCUCCUGCAUGGCAUUUCAGAGCUGGACAUCAGCAAUUCAGACUGUUUCCCAUCUCAGCUGCUAGUGCAUGGGGCUUUGGCUUUUCCUCUGGGGUUAGAUUCCUACCACGGCUGUGUGAUAGCGGCUGCCCGCUAUGGCCGGGGCCGGGUGGUGGUGACUGGUCAUAAGGUUCUAUUCACGGUGGGGAAGCUAGGCCCCUUUCUGCUCAAUGCUGUGCGCUGGCUGGACGGGGGCCGCAGAGGCAAGAUUGUAGUGCAGACAGAGCUGAGAACACUGAGCGGUCUGCUAGCCGUAGGGGGCAUAGACACCAGCAUCGAGCCCAAUCUAACCAGCGAUGCCAGUGUCUAUUGCUUUGAACCUAUGAGUGAUAUCGGGGUCAAGGAGCUGCAGGAGUUUGUGGCAGAGGGUGGAGGGCUCUUCGUUGGUGCCCAGGCCUGGUGGUGGGCCUUCAAAAACCCAGGGGUGUCCCCCCUGGCUCGAUUCCCAGGAAAUUUGCUCCUCAACCCCUUUGGCAUCAGCAUUACAAGCCAAAGCCUCAACCCGGGCCCCUUCCGUACCCCUAAAGCAGGGAUAAGGACCUACCACUUCCGCUCCACCCUGGCUGAGUUCCAGGUUAUAAUGGGCAGAAAGAGAGGGAAUGUGGAGAAAGGCUGGCUGGCGAAGCUGGGCCCCGACGGCGCGGCAUUCCUCCAGAUCCCCGCAGAAGAGAUCCCUGCCUACAUGUCAGUGCACCGGCUCCUGAGGAAGCUGCUGAGCCGCUAUCGGCUCCCCGUGGCCACCCGAGAGAACCCUGUGAUCAAUGACUGUUGCCGAGGGGCCAUGCUCUCCCUGGCCACAGGUCUGGCCCACUCUGGAAGUGACCUCUCGCUGCUCGUCCCAGAAAUUGAAGACAUCUACAGCAGCGCCUACAUGCGCCCCUCAGAAGCUCCCAUCACCGUGGAGGUCAACUGCACCAAUCCAGGCACCCGAUACUGCUGGAUGAGCACGGGUCUCUACAUACCUGGAAGACAAAUUAUAGAAGUCUCAUUGCCCGAAGCCGCUGCCUCUGCUGAUCUGAAGAUACAGAUUGGCUGCCACACAGAUGACCUGACCAGAGCCAGCAAGCUGUUCCGAGGCCCACUCGUGAUUAACCGGUGCUGCCUGGACAAGCCUACAAAAUCAAUCACCUGUCUCUGGGGUGGCCUGCUGUACAUCAUCGUGCCUCAGAGCAGCAAACUGGGUUCUGUGCCCAUCACCAUUAAGGGGGCUGUACAUGCUCCAUAUUACAAACUGGGAGAGACAUCCCAGGAAGAGUGGAAGAGGCGUAUCCAAGAGCACCCAGGUCCCUGGGGUGAGCUGGCUACAGACAACAUCAUCCUGACAGUGCCAACUGCCAACCUGCGUGCCCUGGAGAACCCCGAGCCACUGCUCCGCCUCUGGGACGAGGUGAUGCAGGCUGUGGCUCGGCUGGGAGCAGAGCCCUUCCCGCUGCGUCUGCCUCAGAGAAUCGUGGCCGACGUGCAGAUCUCCGUCGGCUGGAUGCACGCAGGGUACCCCAUCAUGUGCCACCUGGAGUCAGUGCAGGAGCUCAUCAAUGAGAAGCUCAUCAGAACCAAGGGGCUGUGGGGCCCGGUGCACGAGCUGGGCCGCAACCAGCAGCGGCAGGAGUGGGAGUUCCCCCCGCACACCACUGAGGCCACCUGCAACCUGUGGUGUGUCUAUGUACACGAAACGGUCCUGGGCAUUCCACGGAGCCGUGCUAACAUUGCCCUGUGGCCCCCUGUGCGGGAGAAGAGAGUUCGAAUCUACCUGGGCAAGGGGCCUAAUGUGAAAAACUGGAAUGCAUGGACUGCACUGGAAACAUAUUUGCAGCUUCAGGAGGCCUUUGGUUGGGAGCCAUUCAUCCGUCUCUUCACUGAGUAUAGAAACCAGACCAACUUGCCCACAGAUAAUGUGGACAAAAUGAAUCUGUGGGUCAAGAUGUUCUCCCACCAAGUACAGAAGAAUCUGGCUCCGUUCUUUGAGGCCUGGGCCUGGCCCAUCCAGAAGGAAGUGGCUACCAGCCUGGCCUAUCUGCCUGAAUGGAAGGAAAAUAUUAUGAAAUUGUACCUCCUCACACAGAUGUAAGGAGUGCCCAUCGAGGUGGCAGGCCCCACUGAAAUUGAAGUCCAAGAAAAACAAAAAGAGAAUUGAAUCUCAGCAAAGGAAACAGAAGGCAUUUGAUUGGAGAAGAUCUCAACACUUGUCCAGAAGAGAGAAAAAAACAGGAGGAAGUAUGGUAAUGCAUGGAACGAAGGUACCUUUCAGACAGAAUAUACGCUGGUCUGAACAUCAUAACCCCAAAGAGACUUGAACAUUGAAAAUGUCUAUUUACAAAAGAAUUGUACCAGUUGUAAAUUUGUUCCCUAUCCUAUUCUACUCCAACCCUUGUGCACAAAACACAGGCAACCUAUUCUUGGUAACAGUUUAAAAUUCAUUGUCAUUGUGGUUGUAUGUAUAAAGGAGUUGCAUAAACUGCCUAAGGAGAGGUAAGAGUUGGUGCUGCAAAUAAAAUUCGUUCUGUGGAAAUGAGUGGUCCCCUAGCCUAUUCCCCAACUCUCUACUGAGAGUUGAGACCGACAGUGAAGUGUCCAGUUACAGAAGAAACUUGCUGUUGAAACAGAUCCAAACACAGAAUCACAGAAGAAACCCAUACCAAUUCCUGAGAAGUCAGUACUUCACAUUUAAGCUUCAGUGUGAAUUUUCAUCUAGGGAUUCCCAAACAUGGAGGUGAGGAGGGAAGAGAAGGGAGAAGUAUAAGGAAAAUAACCAUGUAGAAUUAAAGGUUUGAAAAUUACUACCAACACUAGAGGAAAUUAAGUCAAUGAGGGGAAAAGUAUGACAUAAAAUUCUGUCUAUCUUUAGAGAGAUUUUACUACCAGAAAAAAAAAAGAGAAAACUCAGAAUAACAAAAAUCCUUUGUAGGUAAAAUAGAACUGCCAAAAGUAUUCAUUUGGUAGACAGGCUGAAAAGUGAAAUGAAAGAAAUCUCCCUAGAUUCACAGCAAAAAAGACAUAUAGACAGAAAAUAUGAGGAAAGGAAGAGACAUAGACAACCAAUUAUAUGUAAUCAUUAGGUUCCCUAGAAAACAUGGAGAAAGAAAUAAAAAGGAAAAUAAUUGAACUGAAAAAACUAAGUCUCCAGACUAACAGACCAAAACAGCCUAUACACCUAGACACAAUCUGAAGAAAUUUUGGAAUACUAAAGAAAGAGGGAAGAUGUUAAAGUGGCCAAAGGGGAAAAUUAGGUCAUCAUAAUUAGUUCACCAAAGCAGAGAUGAGAAAUAGACCACAGCAGAAUUUUCAACAGCAGCACUGAUGCUGUAGGACAAUGGAUCAGUGUGUUCGCAUAGCUUCUGGAAAAUUUCAGUACCCAGGAUUGCAUGGAAGGCAGGCUUUCAAGACGAAGGCCAAAGGCAUUUUCUGGCAAGCACAUUUUCAGUAAAGUUUUCAGUUUAGUUCCUCAGUAAAUGGUCUAAAGACCUUCCUUAGGACCUUUACUGUGGAAGUACCUUGAGAAAGUUCUCCAGAGAAAUGAAGAUGGAAACCACAAAAGAGGAAAUAGGAUAUAGAAAACAAUAGGCCUCUCCCAUGUUAUCUUGUUCUAGAGCAGUGGUUGUUCCAAAAGAAUGCCUGAGUCCAGAGUGAUGGUUAUUCCCAAGGAUUUCUGACUGUAGAGUUACAAUUGCCCAGCAGUACCAUUUUGUAUGAGAGCACAGUCUCAUCUCGGGCUCUGAAAAAUAUGCAUUCUGUGCCAUAGUAUCCAUGAGACACUGGGAUGAUUGAAAAUAAAAGACACACAUUCUUUAAUCAACAGAAAGAUAGACAAAUCAGAAAGGUGUCAAGAAUCCAAGGCUCAAUGAUGAAGAAAAAAAAAAGUGAGUACCUGACUUGGCUUACCCAUGAGUCUAAGAAGAGAGUCGUGUUGACUUUGGCGGUAGGUACAUUUCCUUUCCCAAGGUACAGGUAUGGCGUUGGGUGUGUAUGAGAGAAAAUAUCUUGACUUUUGCUUGUCUCCCAGUGAAAACCAUUUUCAUAGCCAAAAUAAUGGUAAUAACUGUGUAUUUGUCAUCCAUGUUCUGAUCUGUCAACAAAGCAUGGAAGGCUUACUUUCUGAUUCUGAAUUGAAGUUGAAAGUGAUGCUGAUAUUCUGAGUAGAAAGAAAGCAGAAAGAGGUUGAGAUUUAGUGGGAGAGGGGAAGAGGAGUGGAAGGAAGAGUAGGAUAUCACGUAUGUAUGCAAAAUGGGGAGGAAAUAAAGGUAUAUCAACCCAUGCUAUACAUUAAACCAAUAGAAACAGUAAACAGACAUGUCUCUCAUACAUUGGAAGAAUGGGCAAAGGAAAAUGGGAGAUAUGUAAGUUAAAAUCCUUAUCUUUUGUAAUGAGGAAUUAUUAAAGAUUAAAAAUUGUUCUAAAGUCCAUAAAUCAAGAAACUUAUCGUUGAAACGUUAUUUAAAUGUAGGAAGUUAGUGGCCAGAAGAUUCAGAAAUAGAUAAUUGUGAAAAGCAUCUAGGGCGUGGGAGUAAGGAAGACUGGCAAGGAAAACUGAUUUUCAUUUCAACUCCUUCUGUACUAUUUAAUUUUGUACCUUGUGCAUGUGUGACUUUGAAAAUGUUUCUAAUAAACUCAAAUAAAAAUU